Molecule: messenger RNA, 2358 nt
Organism: Brienomyrus brachyistius
Lineage: Eukaryota; Metazoa; Chordata; Actinopteri; Osteoglossiformes; Mormyridae
Gene: oacyl
Product: O-acyltransferase like
Exons: 15
Coding region: 13-2034 (673 amino acids)
Molecular function (GO): acyltransferase activity, transferring groups other than amino-acyl groups
Source: RefSeq, a predicted model, not a curated record
UCAAGGCUCAAGAUGAUGCUUCAGCUGAGUGUUUUCAUUUUACAAGUAACAGUUUUCUCUUGCGUCCAUAUUCAUAACGUGACACAAAAAUGCCUAGAGGACACAGAAGGCUUUCUCAGUGAAUUGCACAAUGACAAGCCAAGCAAGUAUGCGAUGUUAAUGUAUGAUGCCUUUGGUAAAAUGGGCAGUGACGUUGUGGGUGGAAAUGUGAAUCGCCCAGGGUCCCUUCAGGAGUGCUUGUUAGUUCACGGCCCUACUUUUAAUGGGCAGUUCUGUCAGGUAUUUCUAAAACAGGAAUCAAUCCAGUACUUUGUUGACAUUUGUGUUCCUGGCUCCUGUAAUGAAGACGAAGUACAAGCAUUAGUUGUUUACAAUGUCUUCCAGAAAGAUGGGGCAUCUCUGAUUCCCCCAAUACCUUCAGUGCUUUUAAUCCAGUCCACACAAGCCAUCUACGCGACACAGUGUUUUGCUGGAACUGUUUCCAAAGAUUUUUCAGCUGUUAUUUGUUUGUUUUUGUGCUGUCUGCUGAUGAUCCUUCCUCUUUUGGCGAGUAUUUACAUAGCCGCCAUUAAAUGGAAAUGGCAGAAAAGGAUCAGUCCAGGGGUUAACUUAGCCCUGAACUCAAACUUAACACACUAUGGCACCCUAAGCUCCAGUAAGUCCGUUCAGAUGGACUUCACGGCUUCAGAGACGACACAGACAGAAUGCAGAGAAGCCGAAGGAGAUGCCGAUGAAAAAAGCAAGUGCUUGUACGACUGCCUGCAAAGUUUUUCUCUGCAGAGAAGCUCUUCCGGAGUGUUGAGUGCAGCGAGUAACGGACAAAGUUAUUUGUCUCUGAAUGGGAUUCGUAUUCUUAGCCUCCUCUGGAUCAUUUCAGGUCACAGCGUUCAGCUCAGUGUCUGGAAUAACAUAGAUAAUGAAAAAAGAUGGAAGGAAGCUGUAGAAAAGAAUCCUCUGUACAUAUUUUCCUUCAGUGGGCCUGUGUAUCUAGCUGUAGAUACAUUUUUGCUCCUUGGUGGACUUCUGAGUGCAAAAUCACUUCUCGCAUCUAUCGAGGCAGCAGACGAUAAACUCAGCCCAGCUCUGGUAGCCGAGUUUCUUUUCAAGAGGUUUAAAAGGGUCCAGCCCCUUCAGCUCUUCAUUGUGUGCCUGGUCAUCGGUCUGUUUUCUGUAAUUCCCAAGGGUCCUUUCUGGGUUAUUGUAGAAGAUCAGAUUUUGAACUGCAAGAAAUACUGGUGGUCCAACAUGUUGCUCAUUAAUAACCUGCUUGACAUCACUGAUGUUUGUGCCCCCUGGACGUGGUAUUUGUCCAUUGAUUUCCAGUUUUUCAUCUCAACUCCACUGCUGAUCUUCAUCUAUAGAUUAAACAAAUAUGCCCUUCUGGCAGUUGCUUCUUUCUUGCUGGUCACCUCAUGCCUGGCCAGUGCCCUGCUUACCACCUUACUGCAUCUACCGGUUCACCAACCAACGACACAAGAUAAUGAAACAUACUUUCAAUAUUACUACAACAAGCCUUACACAAGAUAUGGUCCAUACUUGGUCGGGAUCUUGGUAGGAAUAUUCAUGAAGACUAGACAGAGCAACCUUUUAAAACAUAAGUGGAAGGUCGCAGUGGGUUGGGCCUCCUGCUUCUCCAUCAUGGCCCUGUUGGUGGGUCUGGCAUAUGCCCUGCGGGGGGUCCCAAGUCACCCCUCAGUACCACAUUCUCUGUAUCAAGGACUCCAUCGCACCCUGUGGGCAAUGUCUGUGGCUUGGAUCAUCUUGGCAUCCGAAGAGGGGUAUGGAGGGUUAGUCAACAGAAUAUUGUCACUAAACAUGUGGAUUCCUCUUUCAAACAUCAGCUUUGCCUGUUAUUUAAUUCACCCUGUUCUGAUUAUCUUAUACAAUGGGAAACAAGAGACAGCCAUCCAUUACACUGACCUCAACUUCUUCUACCUAUUCAUGGGACACACUGCAUUGACUGUGACUUUGGGAUACGUCUUGACUGUGCUUAUUGAAAGGCCGUUUUCAUUUCUGAAGAGGUGUAGGAAAUAAACACAAACCAAACUGACACUGAGAUAUAUAUAACUGACUCAAAGCAUAAUGUCAUUGAAUACAUUAUUAUAAUAAAUAGAGAAAUAUUAAACAUUAUCAGUUGAUAUUUAGUGUUUAUCUGUCAUACAGUAGUGAUCAAAAUUAGAGACACUGCAGAACUUCUUGGAGUCUCUUGUUUAAACCUUUUAUUUUGUGAUGUGGGAUAGUUUGCUAAUUUUGAUCUUUGUGUUGGGAAAUAGUAAUAUGUAAUUUGUGUUUGUUAUUGUCGUUCAACCAAAUUAUGCUAAAAGUUUGAAAAAACACAAUAAAAACAAAUGUUACCAA